AUGUUUGCUCAAUCGAGCAUCCAUCUCGUCCUCCAUCUCGUCCUCCCUGCAGCCCUCGUCCUCCACGCCAUGGCGGGCUUCAAUCCAGACAUCUCCAACGGCACCUGCUACUACAACAGUGGAAGCGAGGCGCCAUCGAGGUUUAUCCCGUGCGGGAAUGCGGCCAUCAGACACAAGUCUUGUUGCGAGAGCAGUGAUAUGUGCCUCUCGUCGCAUGCUUGCUACAACGCUCAAUAUGGAGUUACCUAUCUGGCCGGUUGUACUGAUCCAGACUACGAAGACGAAGCGUGCCCCGUAAAGGGAGACUUCUCAGAUCAAACCUGGGCAGGCCUCGUUUACUGCAACGGCACCUCUGAGCAAUGGGUCGCCUGCGAAGACAGCGGAAGCACCGUCACUACCCCGUCGCCCUGCGCGUGUCCUUCGGCUUUGGAAUCGAGAACAGUCGCCUUCGCCGAUGCGUCUGUUCUCAACAACAUCAUGUCUCUACCGGCGUCGCUGCAGAUGAGUGUGACUUGGAAAGAUGUGGCAGCGUACGCGUCUGAACAUGCACUCACCUCGGUCCCAUCGGCAGUAAGCGCAUCUUCUUCUUCCAAAGUCUCAGCAACAACCCUACUGCCUCCGGUGUCUGCUAGCGCGUCGAGGACCGGUCAGUCUUCGAACGUGGUUUCGUCGUCGAUGAUGACAACAACAACAACAACAACAACAACAACCACAAACAACUCGACGGCGAUACUUUUCCCGACAAACGACCCAAAAGUGACGAAUGCUGGUCUCGAUACAGGUGGAAAGAUUGGAAUAGCCUUGGGGUCAGCGGCAGGUGCCAUCUUUCUGCUCGUCCUCCUCAGCUUCGCGCUACUUAGAUUCAGGAGGCGGAGACAAGAGCAAAAGGAGGCAGAGCCAUCCACACCGUCUGCGAAUGCGCAUGCGAAUGCGAUUGACUUGACCCGUCCGCAAUCAACUUCAGCCAAUACCGACCUGGACAUGCGAAGCCCGGCGUGGUCCGGCCACAAGUCUGAAUUGGCGGCUGACGAAACGACAAGUACCAUGUCGCCGACACCAGCAUAUUCCGAAUUCACCCGUCCACGACCUCAAAGUGCUGAGGUUCAAGGAAGCCCAGGUCGAUUAUCGACCACGGCCCGGCCAACGUGUGACGGAGGGUUUACGGUGCCUGGUCGCAAAGGGACGUAUUACGAGAUGGACGGUUGA
Molecule: messenger RNA, 1206 nt
Organism: Exophiala spinifera
Lineage: Eukaryota; Fungi; Ascomycota; Eurotiomycetes; Chaetothyriales; Herpotrichiellaceae
Exons: 3
Coding region: 1-1206 (401 amino acids)
Source: RefSeq, a predicted model, not a curated record